Mycena citricolor is the source of this 1072-nucleotide messenger RNA. The record is from the annotation of a GenBank genome assembly. NCBI's taxonomy places the organism in Eukaryota, Fungi, Basidiomycota, Agaricomycetes, Agaricales, Mycenaceae.
UUGACUUACAAGGGCAUGUAGCACUCGAAAGAGCUCGAUCUAAGAAGCGUAUCACCACGUGACUUUUACAAGACAUGAUAUUCAUAUUGAACUUCAACCAGGCGAGGUCGCCCGUAUGCUGAUUCCCUGGCAAUUACCCGGACGAUCGAUAGCAUAAUCCCGAAGCUCAGGCCGACCAGCAGGCCCACUGUGCUCGCUCAGCGCACGCUCCUCAGUCAUGUCGUUGCGUGGGCGUGAUUUCGUUAUCUUACACAUCAUCCGCAUAAUUCGUUCAUCCAUCUCGUCGGGUCCCAUAAAGACGGGCGGGGGAUGGGCUCAACUCCCAUCCCGCUCAUCCCAACCUAGCCUACAAUGUCUACCGCCUUCCUCGCCGCUGUCGCUGCUCGCCGCAGCCGCUACGUGCUCUCGCCCAAGUCCUCCAUCCCGGACGAAAAACUCGAGGGCAUCAUCAAGAGCGCCCUGCUGAACGCGCCCUCGUCCUUCAACUCGCAGUCCGCGCGCGCAGUCCUCGUUCUCGGAGAAAAGAACCAGAAGCUCUGGUCGCUGGUGCGCGAAUCGGCUGUCGCCGGUUUUGAUGGCGACCGCAAAGACGCAGCGGAGAAACGAAUCGACGGCUUCACGAACAGCUACGGGUCUGUCCUGUUCUGGGAGGACCAGGCCGUCGUCGACGGGCUGAUCGCCAAGAUACCUGCGUACGGAGCCAUUCACCCCACCCACGUUCGCUCUGCUGAUCUCGGAGCCUUUUUUCUUAUGAACAGAUACGCCACGCAGUUCCCGGUGUGGAGCCAGAACGGGGCGGGCAUCCUGCAGUACAUCGUGUGGACCGCUCUGGACGCGGAGGGACUCGGCGCCUCGCUGCAGCACAACGGAGCGAAUCCCGCCCUCGCGAGCGCCAUCAGAGCCGAGUUCGGUCUCCCGGAGACAUGGACGUCGAGUGCCAUCAUGCCGUUUGGUGUUCCUACUGCCGAUGCCGCCGCGAAGAGUUUCGCGCCGAUCGAGGACCGAUUCAAAGUCUUCAAGGAUUAAAGGGAGGACGACCAAUGACCUUGCAGAGUGCCAUCGUAGAUAUCGC